CUUAGGAAAGUGGGAAACCGCACAAAGUGGAACAAAAUAGAAGCAAAAUUAAGGGAAGGCUACAGCCCUCAGGUCUCAGCCCCCCUCUCCUGUUCCGCGGUUCAAAUUUACAAAAUGCGGUCUCGGAAACGUGCUCAAUGAAUGAGCUAAAGAGUAGAGAUUACGUGUGUCUGAGAUGUCUGAGUGGCCUUUGAGAUUUCAGAAUUUCAGAUCAACAAGCGUGACCGCAAAGCCGUCUGGGAGAAGAAAGCAGCCAUUUUGAAAUUCAAUUUACCUGGAGUUGUAGUAUUAAAACCAAGCACGUAAUUUUUAUCGAAUAUUUCGAUUUUAUUCCUGGUUAAUUUCGUGCGGAUAAAAUACAAAGGGAAAAAUACAUUAGCUGCUUGUUGAAAGGUCCUGUGUCAAUAUCGAGUGGCGCUUAUAUGAUAACAGUUCUUUGAGGAGUACGAUAAGUUUGGAGGUUUUUGUUGGUAUUAAGCUGUGUCUUAGUGUGUCUGAGCUGUGCAAAAUGUCUGCGAUUGCUGAUAAUAAACGCAGUAACAAAAGGGCGAAGAAGAAGCGUGCUGCACGCACAUCGAAAGACGAUGAAAGCCAAUAUGAAAUCUCGUCGACUGUGAAAAACAUGACAUUGACUUCGAAAACUGAUUUCAAUACAUCGAUCCCUUUGUCUGAGGUUGUGAAGAAAUCUAGCUUUACACCAUUUCUUGAUGGUGAAAGGUGCAUUCUGUGUCACGAAAAGAGGCCUGCCCCAAGAUCUUCAGAUAAAUGUCUCGAGGCUCGCGAAGCAUUGUUUGGUACGCAAAAUCUUGUUGAAAAGCUGCCGUUGUGGGUAUGUCCGGAUUGUCGUAAGAAAGUUGAAGAGGAUGAAGAAAAAGGAGGAUUCGAGUCGAACGUCCAUUCAGUCGACAACGAUGGAAGAAUACAGUCAUGGGAAAGCAAUACCAACUCAUAUGUGUCAGAGGAAUCCAAAAAAGAUCUUUGCAGUUGUAACGUAUGUGCUGGUAAAAGGCAUUUGGUACCAGCGAAGACCAAGGAGAUUGAAGAGCUACAGUUUUCAUGGUCGGAGGUAAAACACUUCGUACGAUGUGUUUAUAGAAAAGCUGGCACAACCUUAGCAGAUGACGAUACUUUAUCCAAAACAUCGCUUGACAUGGACCGAAUGAAGCGUCACACCGAAAAAUUAACAAAAAAAGAUGCGUACCAGCUGUAUCAACGACUCGAAGUUCAAGCCAGAGAGUAUCUUAAUGAAGUCAGAGUAAGCCUCGUGAAAUUUUACUCCUCGACGUCCUCUAACUCAUUGCAACAUGCCAAAGAUUGCGUCAUGACGCUACUGGACGAGUACAAAUCGUUGUGCGUGGCCACGGAUAUACUCAAACCGUUUUUUCAAAAACUGGAAGAUGAUUUGUUGGUGAAAUGGAAAUGGUCUUGGGAGCUGAUGAACAAGGAAUUAUUUAAAGAGGAAAUCUUUCACGAUUCGAUCAUCGGUCUGAAUUUCCCGUUGUUAUUCCAGCAAUUAGUAAGAAGUGAAACGUCAACAUCUGGAAACGACGAAAAUCAUAAAUCGGAGAUCAUGAAGAGAUUUGAGGCUUUUACUUGGGAAGUGACGGACGUCGACGAUAGAUGGUUGGCAACAAAGCCGCUAUUGGAAAUAUACGAACGCGAAAACGGUAGUGAAAAAAGAGGGGAGUUCGAGAACUGGGACGAGCCAUUAAAGAACACUAAGCGAGAAAACAGAUGCACGUGUGGUCACUGCGACUUUCUCACAUCUGAAAGUACAACGGUAUCCAUCAAACGACCCUUGCCAUCAUCCCAUAUUGCUAACCCAUAUUGUUCUUGGAAUGCGCAGAUUGGUUGUAGGAAUGGAACCGAGUUGACAUCAACGUCCCCGACGGGCAUGUUUCUCGAUCGUUUGUCGACGUCAAACUGCGCGUCGUGCAUGCGUGAGGCACUUCAUUCGUUCUGCUUUGAUCAGAACACGUUCCCUAACACCUGUCAGUAUCAUACCGACCACGAUCCUCCCAAACCCCCCAGCCAUCCCAAAUCGUCCCAAUGUCUUUAUCAGAGUUCCUAUGAUCCCUUCUUGUACAAUAACGAUCCCCUUUCUCCCGAAACUGCUUCGUCCAUACAGAACCUGUUAGUUAAUGGCACCAGUGGAAAUCGUUGCCAAAACAAUCCUUGUUGUACGCAACAUUAUGGUCAGUGUGAUGACAAAAGAUACAAGGAACAAAAGGGACAUUGCAUACCCCCGAGUAUCACAAUUCCAGGAAACGAUUCAAAUGUGGAAGCACCUCCUUCAUCUCCGUCCAGUGACCGUAGUGUAGGUGAUGGUAGCUCGUGUGAUUCUCCUCCUAGUCCGUGCUCCUUAUCCGAUGAUAGCAAGUCAAAUAAUGGCAAAUAUUGUGAUUGUUGUUAUUGCGAAUUUUUCGGACAAGGCAAUCCUCCUGUCGCUCAAACUAGCCAUAACUUCGUCGAAAUGCGAGAAAAACUAAGAUCACGUUUGAAGGAGAGAAAGGCGAUCGAUUUCCCGGAUAAUCCAAAAGCUCUAAGGUGUAUUACAGAUACUCGCUCCGUUGAUGAAUUGCUGACGUUCAUAAACGGCGAUGAAGAAAGGAAUGUAUCAAAUAAGACUGCUACUAAAGCAGCUAAACGGCAGAGAAAAAAACAGAAAAAGGCUGUGGAAAAGGGUGAUAUUUCUUGUCAAGACUCCGGUCUGUCCGAGCCCAAGGGCAAGCAAGAGGGACGACCUCUCAUAUGUAAGGUCGAAUCAGAAAAAGCUUCACAACAAGAGUCGGACAAAAGGAAAUCGCAGGAAAGUUUAACUGAGAAAAAAAACGCUGAAAAUUAUUUAAAGUCUCUAAAUAACAUAACGAAGCAGGAAGAAACGACAGCCAAACACGGUCAGGGUGUGGGAGUUAAACUAAAGACGGUGAAUCAUGCGAACGUGCAAAAGAAAAACAAGGCAGAGAAAGAAGUUGUCACAAAAGACGGUGAACAUAAGAAAACGAGGAUGGCAAAUGGCUACAGCAGUAAAUGUGCGAAUUUUGUGGAGGAAUCGCACGAGCAAAGGUUUUCUGCUGGAAAGAAAGACGAAAGUAAAUGCUGCGAUGAAGAGGAGGUUCCAUCUCAAGAAACAGACUAUCAAAAAAGAAAAACAAAAAAUCGUAAGAAAAAGAAAGCUCAGUGUUUAGAUGAUGUUUUUCUACCGAAAGAUAAUUCCAAAAACGGUCAUGACGGCGAAGUAGAUGAAGCCGAACGCGAAAUCGAGGAAUUUAAACGGUUUUGUGCUAAUGUUGCUCCUGUGACCAGAAAAUUGAAGUUGCCAGCGAAUCUCAACUUGAAAAAUCUUAACCUAUCCUUGAAGAAGAGCUAACGCAGUCGACAAACAAAUCACUCUUUAAUAAAUGUUUUCAAAAGCA
Xenia sp. Carnegie-2017 is the source of this 3416-nucleotide messenger RNA. RefSeq names its product protein FAM193A-like. NCBI's taxonomy places the organism in Eukaryota, Metazoa, Cnidaria, Anthozoa, Malacalcyonacea, Xeniidae. Bases 509 to 3370 code for a protein of 953 amino acids. The transcript is spliced from 25 exons. The record is from RefSeq and is a predicted model, not a curated record.